UUUUAGUUCGCAUCAUGCGCUGCCACGCAACGAUAAUCAUUUUUCAAAUUUUAAAAUAAAAAAAAAACACCAAAAAACCGUCAAUCAAAAAUACGCGAAAACCCGCGAAAAUUUGAAUUAAACUUGUCAACUAAAAGUCACGUCAAAUCGGAGUCUGAGUGUUUGUCCCAUACGUCAUAUAGUCUUGAGUACCUGAACUGUCAAAAGUUGGUGAUCAAAUCCCAGAAAUUAAUGCGGACUGUGUACUGCGCAUUGCGCACUAGGUUUUGAUUUUUGGAUAACUCAUUUCUGAGGUUGAUUGUGAUUUCCGGUUGUUUUAAAUGUUUACAAGUGUCAAGUGAAGUGCAAAGAUUGUAGGUUUUGUACUUUAGUGCGUUGUAUUGUCACCCCCACUCCAAUCAAAUAAUCCCUCCUUUGGUUUUUUAAAAAAAAUAAAUAUAAUAAAUAAACUGACGUUAUGGUGGGGAAGCACAGGAGGAGAAGGUGGAGCUUGACACUCAUAUUUUGGUCGUUUGGUCAUUGAAGCCGUUGCGCAAGCAGUGGCAAGUAGAAAUGGAAAUAGAACGGAUUUUAUGAAUUGAUAGCAAACACAUGCUUCCAAAAUAUAAAAACUAUAUUUUUAUGUAAAACAUUUUUUAUUUUUAAAAAAAAUAUAUACAUAUAUAUAUAUUUAAAGGAAAGCUGCUACUGAACUUGAUACACCAUCUUUUAUGACAGUUUAUAAAAAUAAAAACAUCAACAAGACCGAAUAUUCGGGGCAAUAUGGGAUAAAUAAAUUGCCAUGGACGCGAGCUGAUGAUUUUAUAUUUGAAUAUAUAUUUCAUAUUUAAUAGAUGUUUAGGGUGAUAUAUAUAUUAAAUUUUUUAUCAUUGGUUUAUAAAAUAUAUUAAAAAGAGUUUAACUGAUGUACGUCGACUACGGAGGCGACACGCAACACGUCGGAAUGGGAAUCAAGGCCAUGAAAUCUUUCAAUAGGCCAAGAGAUAUUCCGGCGCAAGUACCACCUUUAACACCUGGUACAAACAAAAAAAUGACCGAGGCUUUAAAGGCCUCAUUUGCAUCCUGGGAGAAAGAACAACUUCGUCUAAAUAUAACCAAAGAUCCGAGACAAUGGUCAGAAACAGCAGUAGCUAAUUGGCUCCAUUGGGCAAUUAGAGAAUUUUCACUAGAAGGUGUAGCAAUGCAACCUUGGCAAAAUAUGACUGGUAAACAAAUAUGUGCAAUGGGUAAAGAAUCAUUUAUUGCACGUGCUCCAGCAUUCAUGGGUGAUAUUCUUUGGGAACAUUUGGAACUUCUUCAAAAAGAAGAUGAAGUAGACAAAGCGUCAUUAGAAAACAUGCCAGCAAAUUUAUAUGAAAGCGUAUGUGUUCCUGACCUCGGCGAAUUUCUGGGUUAUCAAGGAGCCAAUAAUUCGGUAACAACAGCAGUUACAACAACAACAAACCCACCGGAACUUAAGAGUCCAGCAACUCCAGCAAGUUCAAUUACCUCGACGUCAUCAAUAUCACGGAGCGGUCCACCGCAGUCGUCGAUUCAAUCACCAAUAAAUCCCCCACAAAUUCCAAGGCCUUAUCACAAUGAUAGCGGUUACAGUCAUUUACGUAGUCCAGUAUGCCAAGAAGAAAAUCAAAGAGAUGAAAAUUCAUCACCGCCUCACAAUCAUACCACUCAAACUUCAAAUUCUCAUCCAACGACACCCAGUGGCAAUCAUAAUAAUAACAACAAUAACAAUAAUAAUAACAAUAACAAUGCAAGCAAUGCGUAUAUUCAUUUAAGAAAUUUAAACCAACUUAAAUCAGAAGCCAAUUAUGGGAAUCAUCAUAUACCAGAACACCUGCAAAGUGGUGCUAGUGAACUUGGUAGUAACGAAAAUGAUCUGCGGGUAAGCAACCCAGCACCAACAGAUAGUUACAUGACACCUGCACAUUAUUCUGGUUACGAUGACCCAUCGGAAUAUCAUAAUUUACCGACAGAGCAUGGAAAUCCUCACACUUAUAAUCUUGAUAAUUCCUCGGAAUUUUAUGGUGCUAGUGGAAUACAAUUAGAGCCUAAAUAUCAACCGCCACCAUUUAAAAACUAUCCACGAGGACGGUAUCAUGAAGGAUACAACGAAAACUAUGGCCAAUAUGAUACCACACCUUUUCAAACCGUACCCGGCAGUGGGAAUGCCAAUUCCAGUGCUGGAAGUACAGUCGGUAAUGACCAAUGGACUGUCGGUCCACUCGGAGAACAUUUAUCUCAUCACCCAGCGUUCCUUACCGGUAUUGGUCCACGUGAUUCUUCAAAUCCUCAUCAUCCAGCUAAUAUUGGAAGUAAUUCUGAUCAAAAACCAUUGUUACAAAGUGCAAUGCUAGCCGGAUACACUGGUGGAGGGCCAUGUUUUACUGGAUCAGGUCCAAUACAACUAUGGCAAUUUUUAUUAGAACUACUAACUGAUAAAUCGUGCCAAGGUUUCAUAUCAUGGACUGGAGAUGGUUGGGAAUUCAAACUGACAGAUCCAGAUGAAGUUGCUCGUCGUUGGGGAAUUCGCAAGAAUAAACCCAAAAUGAAUUACGAAAAAUUGAGUCGUGGGCUUCGUUAUUAUUAUGACAAAAAUAUUAUACAUAAAACUGCUGGUAAACGAUACGUUUAUCGUUUCGUAUGUGAUCUACAAAGUCUCUUAGGAUAUAGUCCAGAAGAAUUACACGCAAUGGUGGAUUUGAAACCAGAAAAAAAGGAAGAAGACUGAAGUUUUUUCGUCCAAAAAUAUAAAUUCAAAUAUUUAAAUUUAAAAAAUGAAAGUUUUUUCGUGCUAUCGUGAUAAACGAACGUAACAAUUAAAUUAAAUAUAUCAUUUAAUUUAUUAAGUAAUAAAUAAAUAAUAAAAUAAAGUAAAACAGUGAAUACGUACCGCCAUAAUCGAUAUCAUCGAUAAUUGGCAAAAGAUUUAUAAAUCAGUCACUAAAAUAUAAAUAUAUAAAUAACAAAUAUGUUGUUGUUUUGACUGGAAUAUUAUUUUUUUUAUAAUAUAUUAUAAAGUGACAAACUAAAUUACAGUUAAAUUAUAUUUCACAUUUAUAAAUUAUUUAUCGUUAUCAAUAAAUAAUAACGAUAAAGUAAAAACUAAAUAUUUUGAAUAUUUAAAAUAUGAUAAAUAAUUUUUUUUUAAAAAUCGGUCAUUUGUACCAAAGAAAACAGGGUCCGUUAUAAAUACCAUUGGUGCCUAAAAAAAACUAAAAUGAGAAUAAGUGAAUAAAAAUCUUUUUUUUUUUAAAUAAUUUAAGAGAAAUUUAUUUUCUCUUAGCAAUUAAAUAUUAAUUAUAUAAAUAUAACAUACAAAUAUUAUAAUGUUAUGUUACGAAUUAUCAAAGAAAAAGAAAAAUGAUUUGUAAAAAAAUAAAAUUCAAGUAUAAGAUUGGAUGUAAAAGUUAAAAUAAUAAUAAUUAUAAUUUUCAAUUAAUUAUUAAUUUGAAAAUAUUUUUUGUAAUAAAUAAUAAUAAUUAUUAAUAAGUUACUAAUAGUAAUUAAAAUUCGAUAUAAAAAGUGAUUUUAUUUCAU
Microplitis demolitor is the source of this 3537-nucleotide messenger RNA. RefSeq names its product ETS-like protein pointed (gene pnt). Gene Ontology annotation, molecular function: sequence-specific DNA binding; DNA-binding transcription factor activity, RNA polymerase II-specific. Gene Ontology annotation, cellular component: nucleus. Lineage: Eukaryota; Metazoa; Arthropoda; Insecta; Hymenoptera; Braconidae. Bases 905 to 2728 code for a protein of 607 amino acids. Gene Ontology annotation, biological process: regulation of transcription by RNA polymerase II; cell differentiation. The record is from RefSeq and is a predicted model, not a curated record. The transcript is spliced from 9 exons.